Messenger RNA from Thermothielavioides terrestris NRRL 8126, 1390 nucleotides. RefSeq lists its product as uncharacterized. The transcript has 3 exons. The record is from RefSeq and is a predicted model, not a curated record. Bases 257 to 1210 code for a protein of 317 amino acids. Gene Ontology annotation, molecular function: protein binding. Lineage: Eukaryota; Fungi; Ascomycota; Sordariomycetes; Sordariales; Chaetomiaceae.
CUUCUCAGUUCCUCUGUCCCCCACGUCCCCAAGCAAACUCUCUGAGGUGGGCGGGGUGCGCCGCUGUCGCUGGCUGGGGCAAUUUCAAGAACGCCAGCUCGAAAGACCGGCGAGACUGAGACACAGCAACAAUCGGCUCCUCUACGGGUCGUCCAACCUGCUUGUCGCCAUGAACUAGUUAUUCCGGCGGCUGGAUCAGGCAGCCCGACGGAUCCAACAUCGAGCACGGAAUCGACCUCGAGAGAGCUCAGACACGAUGGGUUGCUGUCUCUCCCGGGAGGGCCCCAACUCUCCCUACCCGGGUGAUGCCGCCACCGGCUCCGCCCGAGCAAUCAACGAACCCUCCCAAACAGCCGGCCCAUCAAGCUCCCAGCCCGGCGUCGACGAACCAAGCGCGUCCUCCGCCACGCGACGCAGGCGCAGACAAUCCCACCAACCAUUGGCCCAGCACAUAAAUAAACCGCUGCGACGCCACGUAUGGACGAGCCACGACCGGCUGUGGACCCCGGCCGCUCUCCGGCGGGAAAGAGCUGAGUUUUUCGACACGCGGGUUACCGGGAGGCAAGAGAUCUGGCAGACCCUGCAUGCCGCGCUCGAGGUUCUCUGGGCUGCCGAUGACGCGGCCCGCAACGGCCGGUUCCAACGAAUGAGCGAGGAAGACGGGCCAAGCGAAGAGGACCCGGCAAUAGCCCUGGCUACUGCACAGAGCAUCCUCGAUGCGGCCGAUAUCACGUUGCCCACCGGAGACUUGCACAACGGAGCGUAUGAUGCAUUCGGCAACUAUUACGCGUUGCCGCACCAGAUCGUGGCCGACCCACUAAAUCUGCAGUGGACGCCGGGUGCACCCGAAGACGACGGGCUAGAAGACAUAAAGACCGAUCUGACAGCUGGCGAGGAAACCGAGCGGGAAUGCGGCUCAGACGAGGCUGAGCGGAGGCGCGAAGAGAAAGGCAAGGCGGUCGUCGAUAUCCGGGAUCAAAUCACCGUUAAAGCACGAUUGAGCGACGGAUCCCGGGACGUUAACGUUCUGGCGAGCAAGAGUGACUCUGUUCGGCGUCUCGCAAGACUCAUUGCGGAGGAAGCACAGUUGCAAUCCAAUAAGAAGAUACGCAUCGCCUACAUGGGGAAAAUCCUCCACGAGGGCUCGUCUCUAUCUGCCCAGGGUUGGAAACAAGGCCAUGUCGUCAAUGCAUUGGUGUUCAACCGGUAGGACGGCUGGCCACCGUCGUCGGACGAUCCAUCAUUGCAGCUCUUUCUGCCAGCAUCUGGAACUGUCCCUGCGACUCUAUCUGAUAAUUCCACUGAAAGUCCGGCUGAUGACGCAGGCCACGACACUUCGACAGAAACCGCACCUCUCUUGCCUGGAUCUCACGCAAGCAGGCGGUCUCGC